GAGGAGGAGGAGGCAGGAAGAAAACCGAGAGAGACGACAAGCUCUGAGUUUUAAAAAAUCUCAUUUUUAUUUUGGUUUCAAAAGGUGAGGGGGGGGAAGAGAAAUCCUCAAAGCAAAAAAAAAAAAGGGGGGGGAGAAGCCACUGAGAAGGGUUAUAAAAAAAAGCGAGUCCCUCAGAAGAGUGAAGCGCAAAGCGAGGAGGAGCCCCAACCUGGCAGCACGCGAGGACUUCCAAGGGAGCAGGGUGGGGGGGAAGCCUGGAAAUGCAGCGCCGGAGCGUCCUCCUGCCCCUUCUGCUGGUGUGCGCGGCCGCGGCGGCGGCAGCCCACGCCGGCGGCGCCGAGUGCGGGCUGGCCGAGCGCUCCGGCCGGGCGCGAAGGGACACCCGGCAGGCGGCGCAGCAGCAGCAGCAGGCGGCGGCGGCGGCGGCGCAGCAACACGCCGCUCUCCACUCGCCUUACCCCGCCCCGGGCACCUGCGCCACCAGGUUAGCCCGGGGUAGACGCUCCUCCGCGGGCGCGGGCGGGCCGGAGGCGCCGCGGGCUCCGCGCCGCAGGAGGCGAGCUCAGGAGGGCGGGGAGCAGCCGGCAGUCAGCCGAGCGCUCUAUUUUCGCGGCGAGGGCGACCAGCUGCGGCUGAAGGCAGAGGUGGAGUUACCCCGGGAUGCCUUCACGGUCCAAGCGUGGCUACGGCCCGAGGGCGGGCAGAAAACGCCGGCGGUCGUCGCAGGACUAUAUGACAAAUGUUCUUACACCACCCGUGACCGAGGAUGGGUCCUGGGGAUUAACACCAUCAGUGACCAGGGAAAUAGAGAACCCCGCUUUUUCUUUUCCUUGAAGACGGACCGUGCCCGGAAGGUUACCACCAUCACAGAUCAUCGUAGCUACCUCGCAAACCAGUGGGUUCACCUAGCUGUCACUUACGAUGGACGCAUGAUGAAGCUCUAUGUGAACGGUGCCCAAGUGGCCACCAGUGGGGAGCAGGUAGGGAACAUCUUUAGCCCUUUGACCUUGAAAUGCAAAGUUCUCAUGCUUGGUGGGAAUGCCCUGAAUCAGAAUUACCGAGGCUACGUAGAACAUUUCAGCCUUUGGAGAACAGCCCGGUGUCAGAAGGAGAUUCUGUCUGACAUGGCCAUGGUGACUCAUGAAGCAGAUGCUCAUCUACCUCAGCUAGUUUUUCAGGAGACUUUACUGAAUGUGAAAAGCAUCUGGUCUCCGAUGAAAGACAGCCCUAGUCUUCCUCAGAUAGAAUUCACUUCCCACCCUGGCUACCUGCUGGAUACAAGCCUUGAUCCACCUCUAUGUGGGCAAACUGUGUGUGACAACAAAGAGGUCAUUGCCAGCUACAACAAGCUCCCAAACUUCCGUCACAAAAAGGUAGUCCGCUACCGAGUAGUGAAUAUCUAUGAUGACCACCAUCGCAACCCAACUGUUAGCUGUGAACAGAUAGAAUUUCAACACCAGCAACUGAACGACGCCUUCAGCCCUUACAACAUCACAUGGGAACUGGAGGUGCUGGAAGUAAAGAACUCCUCCCUCCGGCACCGCCUGAUCCUUGCCAACUGUGAAAUUAGCAAGAUUGGAGAUGACAGUUGUGACCCCGAGUGCAACCAUACCUUGACCGGGUACGAUGGAGGGGACUGCCGGCACAUGCGGCACUCGUCAUUCAACAAGAAGAAGCAGAAUGGUGUGUGCGACAUGGAUUGUAACUAUGAGAGGUACAGCUUUGAUGGUGGGGAUUGCUGUAACCCAGAGAUAACUGAUGUCACCAAGACAUGCUUUGAUCCAGACUCUCCUCACAGAGCAUAUUUAGAUGUCAAAGAACUUAAGAAUAGGCUCCAGCUGGAUGGCUCAACACAUCUCAACAUCUUCUUUGCUAACUCCUCUGAAGAAGAGUUGGCAGGUGUAGCUACCUGGCCGUGGGACAAGGAAGCUUUGGUACACCUGGGGGGAAUCGUGCUGAAUCCUUCCUUCUAUGGCAUAGCGGGACACACCCAUACAAUGAUCCAUGAAAUAGGGCACAGUCUGGGGCUCUACCACGUCUUCCGAGGAAUCUCCGAGAUCCUCUCCUGCAAUGACCCAUGCAUGGAAACAGAGCCUUCCUUUGAGACCGGUGACCUCUGCCAUGACACAAAUCCAGCUCCAAAACACAAGACCUGUGGUGAUCCAUCCCCUGGGAAUGACAUGUGUGGUUUCCGUAGCUUCCAGGACACUCCAUUUAACAAUUAUAUGAGCUACACAGAUGAUGACUGCACCAACUCCUUCACACCCAACCAAGUGGCAAGGAUGCACUGCUACCUGGACCUCGUGUAUCAGAGCUGGCAACCUGCCAAGAAGCCUGCACCCAUCGCUAUCGCACCCCAGAUUGUGGACCGAAUGGGGACCUUCAUCACCCUGGAGUGGUUUCCACCCAUAGACAGGCACUUCUUUGAAAGAGAAGUGGGAUCAGCCUGUGAUCUCUGCAUGGAAGGCAGGAUCCUUGUGCAGUAUGCAUUCAGAGCCUCAUCACCGAUGCCAUGUGACCCAUCUGGACACUGGAGUCCCCGUGAAGCAGAAGGUCCCCCUGAUGUGGAACAGCCAUGCAAGGCCAGUGUUAGAACUUGGAGUCCCAAUUCAGCAGUCAUCAAGCAAACCAUCCCUCCUGCCUGUCCCGAACCCCAGGGCUGCUACCUGGAGCUAGAGUUUCAGUACCCAGUAAUCCCAGAGUCUCUGACCAUAUGGGUGACCUAUGUCUCUGAUGACUGGCAUUUCAGCGAAGCGGUGAAUGACAUCAAACUCUUAAUGGUCAGUGGGCGGAAUAUAUCCCUUGGCCCUCAGAACUUCUUCUGUGAUGUCCCCAUGACCAUCAGGCUGGACUCCAAGAAGGUGAAUGAAGAAGUUUGUGGUAUCCAAAUCUACACUUUGGAUGAACAGCUGGAGAUUGAUGCCGCCAUGAUGAGCUCGGUACCACAGAGCACGCAGUGUGCCAACUGCCGACCUAUCCAGUACAAAGUAGCCCGGGACCCUCCCUUUCAGAAGGGCUCUCCAUUCAUCAUCUCAGACCUCAGCCGGAAAUUCAUGGACACUGAAAUACAAGCAGGCAUCUUAUACACUUACUGGGUUUCAGUAAUUUCUGGGAUGGAAGAGAGCGAAACAUCUCCCCCACUCACCUAUGUCCAUGGAAGCGGCUACUGUGGAGAUGGGAUAAUCCAGAAGGACCUAGGGGAAGAGUGUGAUGACAUGAACAAGGUCAAUGGAGAUGGAUGUUCCCUCUUUUGCCGCCAAGAGUUGUCCUUCAAUUGCAUUGAUGAACCAAGCAGAUGCUACUUCCAUGAUGGUGACGGUGUGUGCGAAGAGUUUGAGCAGAUGACCAGCAUCAUAGACUGUGGAGUCUAUACACCCAAAGGCUUUGUCGACCAGUGGGCGUCCAAUGUGUCGGUCUCACAUCAUGAUGAGCGAUGCCCGGAGUUGGUUGUGAUAGGUCAGCCAGCAGCCAAUCAAGUGUGCCGAACCAAAGCGAAUGACUUCAGUGAUGUGUCUCAGUAUGCUUGGUACCCAUGCACUGCCAACAACACCCAGACUAUUUUCUGGCUCAAGGCUUCCUUUUCACAACCAAUGGUUGCCGCCGCCGUUAUAAUCCACUUGGUUGCAGAUGGGACCGAAGAUCUCGAUCAGCAGGAGACCAUUUCUGUUCAACUGGUUGACACCAAAGACCAGAGCCAUGACCUUGGAAUCCAUGGCUUGAGCUGCAGGAAAAACCCUUUGAUUAUCCCUGUCAUUCAUGACCUUAGCCAACAUUUCUACCAUACCCAGGCCAUCCUCAUCACUUUCAGCUCUCCGUUCGUGGCCAUCUCUGGGGUGGCCUUGCGCUCCUUCCAAAACUUUGACCCCAUCACCGUCAGCAGUUGCCAAAGCGGACAGACCUAUAGCCCGGCUGAGCAGAGCUGUGUCCACUACUCCUGCAAAGCCACUGAUUGCCAAGAACUGGAGAUUGAGAAUGCUGUGCUGACCUUCUCCAGUGAGGGGCGUUUGAAUGGUGCACAGUGCAAUGUCACUGCAAGACAGGCUACAUCCUUCAAAUACAGAGCAGAUGACGACCUUGCAAUGAAUCAGGUGGAGCCCAGUGUCACCAUGACCUGUGUGGAUGGGAAGUGGAGCAAGCAGAUAGCCUGUGAGCCUGUGGACUGUGGGAUCCCUGACCAGUAUCAUGUCUACCCAGCCACCUUCAACUGCAGUGAGGGCACCACCUUUGGCAAGAGAUGUUCUUUCACUUGUAAGCCUCCUGCCCAGCUGAAGGGAAACAACAGCAACUUGACAUGCUUGGAAGAUGGGCUCUGGUCCUUUCCUGAGGCGCUCUGUGAACUGAUGUGCCGAGCUCCUCCUUUAGUCCCCAGUGCCGACCUCCAAACUGCUCGCUGUCGUGAAGACAAACACAAAGUUGGUUCCUUUUGCAAGUAUAAAUGCAAGCCGGGUUACCAUGUCCCAGGAUCCUCUCGGAAGGCAAGGAGGAGGGCCUUUAAGAUCCAGUGUGGCCAAGAUGGAACUUGGCUAGAAGGAGCUUGUACACCUGUCACCUGUGAACCUCCACCCUCCAAGUUCUACGGGCUCUACCACUGCACCAAUGGCUUCCAGUUCAACAGCGAGUGCAGGAUCAAGUGCGAAGAGGACGGCACCCAAGCCGGCCGUGGGAACAACGUGAUUCACUGCCGGAAAGACGGCACCUGGAGUGGCUCAUUUCACCUCUGCAGAGGGAUGCAAGGACACUGCUCCCUUCCCAGCCAGCUGAGCGGGGGCUUGAAACUGCAGUGUCCAGACGGAUACAGCAUAGGAGCUGAGUGUACCAUCUUGUGCCCAGACCAUCCUAGUGAGCCCAUCCUGUUGCGUGCCAACGAGACAUUACAAGACAUCCAACACUGGAUGAACCCUCCAAGAGUGAAGAACGUUGUCUGCACCGCUGAACUCAAGUGGUAUCCUCAUCCUGCUCUGAUCCACUGCAUCAAGGGUUGUGAGCCUUUUAUGGGAGAUAACUAUUGUGAUGGGAACAAUAACCGAGCCUUUUGCAACUAUGAUGGUGGGGACUGUUGUGCCUCAACAGUGAAGACUAAAAAGGUCAUCCCCUUCCCAAUGUCCUGCGACAUGCAGGGGGAUUGUGCUUGCCGGGACCCCAACGCCCAAGAGCACAGCCGACGGGAGCUUCGCGCCUUCAGCUUUGGAUAAUACGAAGAUGACAGAAGAGAAACCACCUCCAAAGGCUAGGAGAGAGGCAUCGUCACUUACCCCAUUUUUGUUGGUAUUGUGUGUGUUUUUUCCUCAUUUGUUUAAAACAAAACAAUUUCAGCUGCUCAACUCAAUGGUGUUUCUGCACCAGGGACCUGUAGAACUCAACCAGUCUGCCUUUAAUUUCUUUGCCCAAGGAGAACUGAAAUUUGGGGGCGGGGGCGGGGGU
Lacerta agilis (Sand lizard) is the source of this 5424-nucleotide messenger RNA. RefSeq names its product pappalysin 1 (gene PAPPA). Lineage: Eukaryota; Metazoa; Chordata; Lepidosauria; Squamata; Lacertidae. Gene Ontology annotation, molecular function: metallopeptidase activity. The record is from RefSeq and is a predicted model, not a curated record.